Messenger RNA from Vollenhovia emeryi, 639 nucleotides. Its product is annotated as splicing factor, arginine/serine-rich 19-like. The transcript is spliced from 2 exons. The annotation marks the transcript as partial. The record is from RefSeq and is a predicted model, not a curated record. NCBI's taxonomy places the organism in Eukaryota, Metazoa, Arthropoda, Insecta, Hymenoptera, Formicidae.
AAGGGCAGGGACGUCGUGCGUGGUGCGCGCUGCGCGACGCGAGUUGGUCAGUUUCGCGAUAGACCGUCGCGAAAAAGGGCCGUCGAACCACCGCCGGGGGGGUGGACCUGUCGCCGUUGCUCGCGGUCGCGCGUAACCCGCUCGGGAGCAGCCGCGGACGACCCGGAGCCCCAGGACUCCGGCGCCGAGCCCCGCUGGUCGCCGCGGUGCCGCCGUCGUCGUCGCUCCGCGCGCCCAACCAAUCGUUCGGGCGCUACGAUUCGCCGUUUGCAAAAAAAAAAAACGAAAGGAAGGAAGCGUGCGCGCGGGCCGAGUUUAGCCGACGGAAGGGCUCGCCGGAGAGAGAGAGGUAAACACCGACAACCCCGUUUACUGGCGCCUCCGCCGCCCGUCGUUCUUCCCGUCCCGUCUCGUUUCAGUUCUCCCGCGUUCUCGCCGUCGCUAAAGCGUGUGCGUGUGUUGUCGCCGCGUCGAACGCCGUCGCGAUCGCGUCGCCGCGCCGCGCGCGAUCGCCGCCCGUCAAGAUUCUCUCCGCGUGCGACGAUUGAGAUCGAUCAGCAGGUUGGUGAGGCGUGCUGCCGUCGCCGUCGCAGCCGCCGCCGCCGCCGCCGCCGUCGUCGUCGCCGUCGUCGACGCCGU